Messenger RNA from Harpia harpyja (harpy eagle), 2492 nucleotides. It is a transcript of the gene BCAS4, whose product is annotated as breast carcinoma amplified sequence 4. Bases 35 to 601 code for a protein of 188 amino acids. Gene Ontology annotation, cellular component: BLOC-1 complex. The transcript is spliced from 5 exons. NCBI's taxonomy places the organism in Eukaryota, Metazoa, Chordata, Aves, Accipitriformes, Accipitridae. The record is from RefSeq and is a predicted model, not a curated record.
GAGCGGCAGCUGGCGGGGCGGAGCAGCGGCUGCCAUGAGCUCAGCCGGGGACCGGCGGCGAGGUGCCGCGGAGGUGAUGCUGCGGCCGGAGGAGCUGCCGGAGCCCCGGGCGGGGGCGGUGGCUGCGGCUGAGGAGAGCGGUGCUUGGCGGCUCGCCCCCUGCCUGAGCCCGCCGCUCGGCGAGGAGGUGAAGGACAUGGAAGAGACGAUCGAAGAGCUGUUGAGGAGGCUGGACGAGUUCUGCGGGAUAACGGACGCGAUUAGAAGUGAUACAUCAGAGAUCCUGGAUGAGACCAUUCCACUUAUUAAAGACAAGGUGAUGGAAAUGAAUCACAUCUAUGCCAAAGUUGAUAAAUUAGAGGCAUUUGUUAAAAUGGUUGCACAUCAUGUUUCCUUCCUAGAAGAGCAAGUGCUUGAAGCAGAGAAGAGCCAUUGCACCUUUCUUAAUACUGUUUGCAAAUUAUUUCAGUGUGCAACUAUCUCGUCAUUUAAAAACAGACAUCCUCUAUCAGCAGCACGCCCCUUUGACCUGCCAAAACUCUACCGAACUGAAGACUUUUUUCCUAUGAACUAUGUAGGUACCAAGUAUCAAAAUGAUUAAUUUUUGACUACCAAAAGGUUUUUAGGAAAGGCUGUCCAGGUGUAUUCUUACGGUUCGUACUUUAUGACAUUAGGAAGAAGCAACUGUUACAUUUCAGAUCUUUGGCUAGCAUCUCUAAGGGAAGCUAAAAAUUUCUGAUCAUAUUGUAGAUCACAUUUAUGCUAAGAUUUGAGCACAGUAGUUUGCCCUUACUUGAUAAGCUUCCUAAAUCAAUGAAGAAAAUGUAUAAAAACUCACUUUGUUUACCUUCACAUUUUUAUACUUAAAAUGAUCAGAAGGUUGAAGAGUGCUGCAGUAUAGCAUGUUAAAACUGUCAAGUAAUGUGCUAAUACUGCCAGCUUCACAAAUGUACAAAUGUUCAGAUUUUACAAGAGAAUGUGAAGUCAAUGUCAAAAUCUUAAAAUUCAAUAAACUGCACAUGGCUGAAGCUUCCAGCACUCUAUUUCAAACUAGGAAUAGGGGUUUACAAGCUGUUGUGUAAUAUAACUUGAAUGGUACAAAUAAACUUUCUGCAAAGCUGUUACGGACCUUUGGAUGUGCCAUUUUGUAACGCAGAUGCUAUUUAGCCAGGACCAGGAGUAGCAUAGUUCAUCUGUGCUCCUGUACCUUUUUUUAUUUUUUUUUACUUCAAAAUAGGUCUAGGGAAACAAAAACCACUCAAUUCUCUGAAUAAGGAACAUUUGGAAGAGAAGGUUAUAUACUUUUCAGAUGAUUGGCUUUGCAUAGAGUACAAUAUGGAGAAAUAGAAAUAAAUGGUCUUGUUUUAAAAAUACCUGUGAAAAAACUCAAGAUGGAGGACCCAAUGCAAAUUCUGUAAACGGAAAAAAAAAAAAGCUUACGGUGAAAGUAAAGCUACAUGGCUUGAGUAACCAUGGAGACCAAUGCUUUUCUGAUGCAGAAAUAAAUGAACUCAACCUUUUCAUAUUUAUUAGUGGGACUGAUGAUGAAAGAUAAAGUUGAAUUAAAAUAUAAAGCAAUAGAAGACAGACCUAGUCAAUGUCUCUGCCCCUGCAAUGCAGGUUAUUGUAAUGGAUUAUUACAAAUAAGCUGGUAUUACAGAGAAGCAAAUUAGUUAUGAAAGUAACAAAAUACUCUUAGUUAUACUAACCUGUUUCUCCAAAUAUCAGCUUCUUUAUUAACAGAAAUGAACAGACAGUACACACAACAUAUUCCUGAAAUCUUUUGGUUCUGAUAAAAAUUGAAAUAAACUUGUUUUAAUACCAUAGCAGUGUAUGAUAUAUAUGUACUACUGUAAACUGUUCACUGUAACUGUAUUAGUGGAUAUUUGAAACCUACUAAUUUCUUGGUGGUAAGAAUGAUAGAAUUUUCCUAUAAAAAUACUGGGUGAAUAUUCGGGUUUCUGUCCUGAAAAUACGUGUCAAAGGAUCAAAUAUUAAUUGGCAGGUUCUUGCUACAGAAAUGUUACUGCUGAACAGAGGAUGGCAGCAUUAAAUGUCACUUGAACUUUCAGUAAGAUUAAGAGCUUGUGAAAUAAAACUUCAAUGCAGAUAUUUCUGCAACAUCGUGGAAAAGGUUGAUUUAGUAGCAAUCCCACCGUAGAUAAGGGUUAAGUCACAGUACCCAAAGGAAAAUGCUGAGAUGAAGUGUGCCUUCAGUAUAUGAUGCACUGGAUAGGAAACUGGGAGUUUAGUAAAAGCUGUCUGUCUGUCCCCGUUUAGUUUGAAGGAAAGCUUAUUGGCUGUAACUAUGCUUCAAGGACUGAGGGGGAAGGGUUGGAAGGAGAGGAGCAUACUAAAAGAACAAGUAGAAGUGUACUUGUUGAACCACUGCAUCUCAACUGCAGGUCAGUGCAAUGAACAAUGCUUCAGAAUAACAGUUAUUACAAGCCCAUAUGAACACCCAUGGAAAUAAAGCAUCUUAUAAAAUGCAA